AUGAAAAUAUUAAGUUGGAACUGCCGGGGGCUUGGGAACCCCUGGACAGUUCAGGAUCUUCACCACUUGGUGAAAGAAAAGAGACCCGAUAUAGUAUUUCUUAUUGAGACUAAAUUGAUGGCUAAGAAUUUUGAAGGUAUCAAAAGGAGGAUGGCGUGGGAUGGGUGCUUUGUUGUUGAGGCAAUUGGUAGGAGUGGGGGAUUGGUGCUUUUAUGGAAAGAUGAAGAGGAGGUGGAUAUUGUAAACUUUUCACAACAUCAUAUUAGUGCCUAUGUUGGUAAGGAUGAAAGGUGGCUGUUGACAGGGUUGUAUGGUCAUCCAGAAGUGAAUAGAAGAAGGGAUUCGUGGAAAUUGUUGUCUCUAAUAAAGCCAUCUGGUCAGGUACCAUGGUGUACAAUUGAAGAUUUCAAUAAAGUGUGUUACCAAGAUGAAAAGGAAUGGGGUAGGCCUAGACCAGAAUCUCAGAUGAGAGAGUUUAGGCAUGCUUUGGAAGAAAAUUGCUUGUUUGAUCUCAGGUGGAAGGGGUGUAAGUUCACUUGGAGUAAUAGACAUGAAGACCAGACUUUCACAAAGGAAAGGCUAGACAGGGCAGUGGCUAAUUGUUGGUGGAAAGACUUGUUUAAAAAUAGAGAGGUGGAGGUGUUGACAGUGAGGCAGUCAGACCAUAAAGCAUUAUUAAUGAGUAUGGAUAAGGAUGAAGGCAUGAACAAGAAGAGGAGAAGAAUUUUCAGGUUUGAGGCAAAGUGGACUCUUGAGGAAGAUGGAGGGGCUAUUAUUGAAGAUGUAUGGAAGAGAAGAGUUAGUUUGCAAAACCUAAUGGGACAGGUGCAGCAGAAACUUUCAAGGUGUCAGAGAGAGUUACUUCACUGGAGCUUUCAGAGGAGGCAAAAUGCUGAGAUUCUAAUCAAAGAAAAAACUGAAAGGUUAAAGGAAGAACAAGAGAAUGAGGGUCCUCACAAUGCCAGGAUUAUCAAAUCUCUGCAAAGGGAUUUGGGUUUAUUAUUAGCUCAAGAAGAUUUAAAAUGGAAGCAGAGGGCUAAGUGGAAUUGGUACAAAAAUGGGGACAAGAACACAAAGUUCUUUCAUUCAUGUGCUAGUCAGAAAAGAAUAAAGAACCGAAUAAAGGAAAUCAGGGAUGAUAAUGGUAGGGUGGUGACUGAGCAAGGGCCUGAUGGCUAUGGGGCUUGUUUCUUUCAAGCAUAUUGGGGUGUAGUAGGGGAAGAGGUGUGCAAGGCAGUACUGGGCUUUCUGAAUGGUCAGGAAGGGAAAUUGAUAACUGAUAAUGUGAUGAUCGCAUAUGAAGCUUUGCAUACUAUGAAGACAAGGCAAAAGGGGAAGGUGGGAAGUAUGGCUUUAAAGUUAGACAUGGCAAAAGCCUAUUACAGGAUUGAGUGGAGUUUCUUAGAAAAUAUCAUGAGGAAGAUGGGGUUUGGGGAAAGGUGGAUUGGGCUGGUGAUGCAGUGUGUCUCUUCUGUUACCUAUUCGGUUAUGGUAAAUGAACAGUCUGGUAGAGUGAUAAAGCCUACACGAGGUAUUAGACAAGGGGAUCCAAUUUCCCCUUACCUUUUCAUUCUUUGUGCUGAGGGCCUUAGUAAUCUGAUUAAUAAGGCUGAAACCAGAUGUGAGAUUCAAGGAGUUGCUAUUGCAAAAGGGGGUACAAGGGUAAGUCAUCUGUUGUUUGCAGAUGAUUGUGUUAUUUUUGGGAGAGCAAAAAGGGAUGAAUGGUACAAAAUACAUGGAUUACUGGACACGUAUGGGAAGGCUUCAGGGCAGCAACUUAAUUUGCAGAAGACAACCAUCUUUUUCAGCUCCAAUACUGCAGAAUCUAUGAGACAGGAUGUACAAAGGGCAGCAAGAGUACCUGUGUGUGGUUCUUAUGAGAAAUACCUUGACUUACCUGCUAUGGUUGGUAGGUCAAAGUAUAAUUCUUUUAGAAUUAUCAAAGAAAGAGUUUGGGCAAAGUUGCAUAAUUGGAAGAAUUUAUUUCUGACUCAAGCUGGGAAAGAAUUUCUUUUGAAGGCUGUGGUCCAGGCUAUCCCUACAUUUACUAUGAGUGUUUCAAGCUUCCAAGAAGAAUUUACCAAGAGAUGUCUUCCCUGA
This is a messenger RNA of Carya illinoinensis, 2100 nucleotides long. RefSeq lists its product as uncharacterized. The transcript has 3 exons. The record is from RefSeq and is a predicted model, not a curated record. Bases 1 to 2100 code for a protein of 699 amino acids. Lineage: Eukaryota; Viridiplantae; Streptophyta; Magnoliopsida; Fagales; Juglandaceae.